This is a messenger RNA of Yarrowia lipolytica CLIB122, 1332 nucleotides long. RefSeq lists its product as uncharacterized. NCBI's taxonomy places the organism in Eukaryota, Fungi, Ascomycota, Dipodascomycetes, Dipodascales. The record is from RefSeq and is a predicted model, not a curated record. Gene Ontology annotation, molecular function: N-acetyltransferase activity.
AUGUCUGCUUCUUGCAAAUCUCGCCCUCUAGGCCCCCACGAAACUUAUGGCACUGUACAAAGCAUUCUCGGCCUCUACUCGAAUGUGAUUGUUUCAGCCACUCUAUACAAACCCACCAAUCGUCAGGGGGCUCUCUACGCCGCCAAGAUCCUCCUGGAGAAGGAACCGCUUCUAGGAGUGUCAAUUUCAGGCCAGGAAGGGACAUUCAAGAUGACGAAACUGAGAGAAGCCAAACUAAACAACUAUGUGGACGAUUCUCUAAACAGCAAACUGCUUGAAGAUGUGGUUACAGACCUUCACUACGUGCGCCUGGACCUCUCUAAGCAACAGUGGAAGUUGCUUCUGCUCAACAACGGCAAGGAGAUUGUGUUUCUUUUCGAUCAUGCCCUUCUGGACGGCAUGUCGGGGUUGUUUGUGAUCGAAACAGUUGUCAAGGCACUUCAGGAGUACUCUUCACAUGACCUGGUUUCUCUGACCACGAUCCCUAACCCUUCCACUCCUUUACCUUUGCCAGUGGAACAACAGCUGGUUGCGUCUCCCCCUUUCACUCUGCUUUUGAAGGAACUGUUCAAGGAGUAUCUUUUCAGCGAGAAGGUGUCGACACUUCCACUUCAGAAACAUGAUUGGAAGGGAUAUCACUCCAUUAUCGACUUUACUCCUUUCCAAUCACGUGCCUUCUACAACAUGUGUAAGAAGUAUGGGUUCAGUGUUGGGGCAGGUCUCUAUGCACUUCUUGUGAGCUCUUCUUCGGGUGUACUUCACCGCAAGUAUCCAGAUGCAGUUUCUGGCCCAGUUCGAGGUCUUGUUCCUCUGAAUGGUCGAAACUUCACUCCCAAACUGGACCCCAAACGUCUCGGAGUGGUUGUGGGAGAGAUUUGCAUUUCUACGGUUGUCCCAAAGCCCGAAGAAGUGAUUGGGCGGGUUCCUAGUCGUGCUUUCGUUAAGAUAGCCCACCAAUUCAAGUCCAAAAUUACUCGCGACACUCAGCAGACCACCUUCUCAGGGUACCCCUUUAUGCAACCUGUGGGACUUAUUCCCUGGGUCCGUUCGCUUCAGGAGUACUUCAAGAAGCACACAAACAACCACCAGCGGUCUUCCAUGUUUGCUAUGAGCAACUUGACGUGCUCGGAUGUACCCUGUGAGCAGCUCAGGUUCACCCAAUGUACCGGAGGCAUUUCUCCUUUCAUCCAGUACUCGGUUGUGGGACUUAAAGACAAAGGUAUCAGUGUGGGACUGGGUGUUUCUGAAGACAAGGAAGUUUUGGAUGAGGUCAAUAAGUCCAUGAGAUGGUUUAUCCAGGAGUGUGAGAACUCAUUUGGCAAGGAAGUGUAG